Drosophila teissieri is the source of this 623-nucleotide messenger RNA. RefSeq lists its product as uncharacterized. NCBI's taxonomy places the organism in Eukaryota, Metazoa, Arthropoda, Insecta, Diptera, Drosophilidae. The transcript is spliced from 2 exons. The coding region runs from base 85 to 555 and encodes 156 amino acids. The record is from RefSeq and is a predicted model, not a curated record.
GCGUGCCGGCGAUAGCUCUCAUCUCUAAAUCGUCAGCUGUUUUACCAAUUUUGUUAUGAAAUUUGUUUGAGUUCCCCAUCGAAAAUGCUGCGUGUGCUGACAAAAACAAGAGUGCUGCGGCAACUGGUGCCAACCACAUGCACUACUCCACCUGCAUCCCGCUUCUAUGCAAAGAAUCAAGAAGCAGCCAGUCAAAAAGACGACAUGGUCAGCAACGAGCCCAUUAAGUAUUUCGGCAGCCAGGCGGCCACUUGGCGCGCCAAGGACACACGCAGUGGCGGAAGUGACGAGAGCCUGUGGUACCAACCCUAUGUAAUCUCCGUCAGCCUGGCCGUCUUCCUCCUGUACUUCUGUGCACUGCGCGAGGAGAGCGACAUCGAUCUGCGGUUGGAGGGCAACUUGUACGAGCAUGUCAGUGGUCUGGAGGAGGUGCAGCUGACUGUCAACUAUAAGUACAACAAGGAACAUGGACUGGACACCAAAGAGCAGGAGAGACGGCUCAGGGAACUGGGUAUUGAUCUGGGCCAGUUGGACGCCAAGUUGGCCGCCCAGUAGACAUAGGGUUGGUUUGUUGUACGUUUUUGUUUCGUUAAAUGAAAUUAAACAAUAUCAAUAACUAAAAA